This is a messenger RNA of Carassius gibelio (silver crucian carp), 1102 nucleotides long. Its product is annotated as xylosyl- and glucuronyltransferase LARGE2s-like. Gene Ontology annotation, biological process: protein O-linked glycosylation via mannose. The transcript is spliced from 7 exons. NCBI's taxonomy places the organism in Eukaryota, Metazoa, Chordata, Actinopteri, Cypriniformes, Cyprinidae. Gene Ontology annotation, molecular function: xylosyltransferase activity; glucuronosyltransferase activity. The record is from RefSeq and is a predicted model, not a curated record. The coding region runs from base 180 to 1085 and encodes 301 amino acids.
AGAAAGUAAAGGUUUUCCAGCGAUUACUCAGUCUGGGUCAGCAAACACAUCUCCUCUGCUUCAAAGAGCUUCCAGUACACAUUCUGAAGAGAGGAUGCUGCAGGAGACCAGCGUUAGAGCAAGUCCAAGCUGAUCGCUCCAUCCCCUCCCUCCCCCGCCCAGUCCUCCACAAUCCCAGGAUGCUCUGCCCCUGCCGAGGGAAGCUGAAGUUGCUGGUGGUGUCUCUGAGUUUCGUCAUCCUGUUCACCUGGCUUUACCUGCUCGUGGGGAACUCGGAAAACGGGCGUUCCCUGCUCCUCUCCGCGUGCCUGGUGGAAUCUACAGAAGCACGGCUGCUGGAACGGGACGUCCUGGCAUCGCGGGUUCGAGAGGUGGAGGAAGAGAACCGGCAGAUCCGCCUCCAGCUGAGCCAAUCGCAGGGCCUGGCUGCCCAGCCUGCUGAGGGUAACUAUGGCAACCAGCAGUGGGUUGCAUCAGCAGACACCGGUCCAGAAGACGUGGAGAACACAGCCGAGGAACGGGCCAAUCACAGCGAGUGUUCUCGCUCGCCCACAGCCGAGAAGUGUGAGUUGAUUCACGUGGCGUGUGUGUGUGCGGGUCACAACGCCAGUCGGGACGUGGUCACUCUGGUCAAAUCUAUCCUGUUCCACAGGAGAAACCCACUACACUUUCAUUUCAUCACAGAUACAGUGGCCAAUCAGAUCCUCAGCACUCUGUUCCAGUCAUGGAUGGUGCCGUCCGUACAAGUCAGCUUCUAUGACGCUGAUGAACUCAAAUCGGAGGUGUCAUGGAUACCAAACAAACACUAUUCAGGAAUUUACGGCCUGAUGAAGCUCACACUCACCAAAGCUCUGCCGUCCAACCUUUCAAAGGCCAUCGUCCUCGAUACAGAUAUCACCUUCGCCACGGACAUCGCCGAGCUGUGGGCCAUCUUCCGGAAGUUCACAGAGAAACAGGUGAUUGGUCUGGUAGAGAAUCAGAGCGAUUGGUACCUCGGUAAUCUGUGGAAAAAUCAUAAACCCUGGCCAGCCCUCGGGAGGGGCUUUAACACAGGUGAGGGCUUGCAGCUUCUUGGCGAUAUAUGAUUCUAAUAAGAAAAGAA